UCUCCCAGAUGAUCCCUACGUCAUCCAGCUGCUGUUCCAGUGCCCUAACGUUACCUGUAAGGACCUGCAGCUGGGCACGCCUCACCCAGGUGCAGUCCUCAGGGACACUACGGGAGCUCAGGCGGGAAUAAUGGAAGCAGUUGAUACUGUGGAGGGUGAGGGCUGGCAUGGGCAACAGACCACUCAUCCCUUCUUGGUUUUUAUUAAAUCAUGGAUCUUUUUUCUCCUCCUCCAUCCAGAUGAGGAUGAAUGUAAUGGAACCUCUGCACAAACGCUGUGUGGCAACAACGCUGAUUGUCGCAACACAGUGGGAAGCUACUACUGUACCUGUAAGGCAGGAUAUUUCCACCCGAGCAAACAACGUAACUUCACAGACGGCAGAGGCUGCAAAGAUGAGGAUGAAUGUAAUGGAACUUUUACACAAACACCGUGUGGCAACAACACUGAUUGUCACAACACAGAGGGAAGCUACUACUGUACCUGUAAGGCAGGAUAUUUCCACCCGAGCAAACAACGUAACUUCACAGACGGCAGAGGCUGCGAAGAUUUGAUAAAUCUUCGCCCGGACAGUUCAUCUUUUGCGGAUAUUGAUUCAUUUGCUGAGGUUUCCAAGACGAGUUUGUUAAAGUUUUGCAACACAAGUUCAACAGAAUUCUUCAAGUUGGUUUCCAAUUUCAUGGAAGUCAUGGAAAAUUAUGCAAUUGCUGCUGCCCGGAAUUUACAUCAUCAACAAAAGGCAGAGUUCUCUUCCAAUAACUUGGAAAUCUCCAUGCAAGCAAUCCGGAACAGCACAAUCCCAAACGAUAACAGAUUAAAGUUAUCCACUGGCAAUAACAGCCUGAACAUUGGCUGGAAGAGCGUGGCAGGGAAAGAGAAUUUUGAUGUUGCUGCCGUUGCUAUCUCCUACAAAUAUCUGGGCUCUCUUAUGGAACCGAACCUUUUGGAAGGCAGCAAGAAUGAAAACAAGCUGGAGCUGAUCUCAGAAGUUGUGACUGCCGCAGUAACGAACACAGGCAGGAGCCACCUCCUGGAACCAGUCACUCUCACCUUAAUAUUUUUUCUCUCUCACCAGCACAAUAAUAAGAGUGCAAAGUGUGUCUUCUGGAAGAGUUCAUCCUUCAGCUGGUCCACUCAAGGCUGCCAAUUGGUCGAGUUCAACGCAACAUACACAGUGUGCAACUGUACGCACCUGACAAGCUUUGCGGUGCUCAUGGCCCUGGAUGUAAUAGAGGGGAAUGAUGCUCACAAUCUACAUCUGAUCACUCUGGUCGGCGUUAUUGUCUCUCAGGUUUGCCUUGCGCUGUCAGUCCUCACCUUCACCCUGUGUCGGGCCCUUAAAAGUAUCAGGACCACCAUCCACACUCACCUGUGCAUCAGCCUAUUUUUGGCAGAACUGCUGUUCAUCUUUGGAAUUGACAAGAACGAAUAUCAGGUAGGUGAAGAUAAUGGUGUCCACUACUCCCAUCACUUCCAGACUCUUUGUGCCGUCAUCGCUGGAUUCCUGCAUUAUUUCUUCCUGGCCUGUUUUUCCUGGAUGCUCCUGGAAGGUGUGCAGCUUUACCUCAUGCUGGUGAAAGUCUUCAAUGCAAAGAGUAUGAGACCAGCGUACAUGUACUUGUUUGGCUACGGUUGCCCCGAUUACUGUUGGCAUCUCAGCAGCCUUGUUUCCCCAGGGAUAUGGAACAGAGAAGUAAUAACUUCUCGUGCCUCUUGUUUUAGGGUCUUUACCUUCACUGCUGUCGCUCAGCUCUGCCUCCUGGGAUGUACUUGGAUAUUUGACAUGUUGCACUUCCAGAAGGAAACAAUUGUCAUGGCCUACAUCUUCACUGUGAUCAACAGCAUGCAAGGAAUGUUCAUCUUCAUCCUGCACUGCCUCCUUAACAAGCAGGUAAGACCCCUUGAAUUUGUUCAGCAAAGUUCACUCAAACAGUAUGUAGAUGGCCAACCAGAGAGAGGGCAAUGCUGGACCUUCCAUUGGGGAAUGAGGCUGGGCAAGUGACUGGCCUGUGUGGGCGAGCACGUUGUGACCAGUCACCAGGAUUAUGGACUCAAGCCAACGGUAUAGCCAUGGGCAUUCACAUAGGUCCCAGCUAUGUCUGCCUUUAUUGACAGCUGCAGGACUAAUAAGGUUUUCAUAGAAGGGGAUUUUAACUUUCCAAAUAUUAACUGGGAAUAUCAUAGUGCAAAAGGUUUAGGCAGGGUAGAAUUGGUCAAAUGUAUUCAGGAACAUUUCCUCCGGCAAUUUAAAGAGACCCCUUCUUCAGAGAAGGCAACACUUGCUUUGGUCUUCAGAAAUUGGAAUGGACAAGUGGAUGAAGUGUUCAUGGAUUAGCUUUUUGGGACCAGCGGCCAUUGUCUAUUAGGUUUAGAUUGGUUAAGGAUAGAGACCAGGUGGGCCCACAAAUUAAAAUCCUAAAUUGGGGCAAGGCCAACAUUGAAGGUAUUAGACAGAAACUUGCUCGUGUUGGUUUGAGAAAGUUGUUUGAAGGAAACGGACCAUCCAGAAAUGGGAUGUUUGUAAAAGUCUGCUGACAAGAGUCCACGACCUUCAUGUUCCUGUUAGAGUGAACGGUAAGGCCGCAAA
Molecule: messenger RNA, 2584 nt
Organism: Leucoraja erinaceus (little skate)
Lineage: Eukaryota; Metazoa; Chordata; Chondrichthyes; Rajiformes; Rajidae
Product: adhesion G protein-coupled receptor E2-like
Biological process (GO): adenylate cyclase-activating G protein-coupled receptor signaling pathway; cell surface receptor signaling pathway
Cellular component (GO): membrane
Molecular function (GO): G protein-coupled receptor activity; calcium ion binding
Source: RefSeq, a predicted model, not a curated record